This is a messenger RNA of Xylona heveae TC161, 459 nucleotides long. RefSeq lists its product as hypothetical. The coding region runs from base 95 to 385 and encodes 96 amino acids. The record is from RefSeq and is a predicted model, not a curated record. Lineage: Eukaryota; Fungi; Ascomycota; Xylonomycetes; Xylonales; Xylonaceae. The transcript has a single exon.
AAGAUCACACAAUGUAGAAUAUUAUCCUCCCCAAAUAUUCGAAAGUCAUUGGGCUUAUGUGACAUAAAUAUAGAUUUUAUCGAAGAGGCUACGAAUGCAUAGCACAUUUGAUGUCAAGGAUUUUUUUUUUUCCCCUAUGAUGAUAUUUUCAUAUGUGAGGUUUUUAUUUUAUUCCAUCUUUUUACGAUUUUUUUUUAACAAAAACAAAAAUCUUCCUAUACAAUAUUUCACUAGAGUAUGGACUUUCUUUUUGUUUUUGUUGAACUACCCUACGCCAUUACUUUUCCUCUUAUCUUACCUCUCUUUUCUGUUUUUUUUUGUUGUACAAUUCUUCUCCCCCGGGAAAUUUCCGAAUUAUGGGUUAGGGUUAUCUCAUGUAAAAUGAUUCAAUUACAACCAAGUUAAACGACUGAAAUACCAAAAUAGACAAAUUUCAGCAAGCUUAACGAUGAAUGCAAA